Molecule: messenger RNA, 2201 nt
Organism: Laccaria bicolor S238N-H82
Lineage: Eukaryota; Fungi; Basidiomycota; Agaricomycetes; Agaricales; Hydnangiaceae
Exons: 5
Coding region: 1-2100 (699 amino acids)
Molecular function (GO): triacylglycerol lipase activity
Source: RefSeq, a predicted model, not a curated record
AUGAACAGCGUCUAUUUCCCAGUACACGUCGUCGUUCUGCUCAAACGACUCGUCAAUGUCGUCUCUACGCUAUCCAUCUCAAACCAAUAUCUCGUCCACAAACACCCAACCGACAAUGAUCGUGCUGCUCAAAAAGCAAACGCGAUUUCCGUGCCCUGGAUAACAAACGACUGGAACUGGUCCUCUGUCUUCUUCUCUCCUGACUUGGAAGAGCCUCAACCAUCACAACCACCCCCACCUCCGAACAUCAACCUUCCUCCUCGCUCUGACCCCCCCUCGCCGCAGAAAGAUCCUCUUCCCGAGUCCGAGUCAGAGAAACCGAACGCUCUCCCCCCGGAUAUCAUCCAUCAGCUGUUGGUCAACCCCGCACUCUAUGAUCCGCUACGAACCCCGCGGUACCCCAUCGUUCUCUGUCAUGGGCUAUACGGAUUCGACUCGCGCGGACCAUCCAAUUUCCCCAGUAUGCGUAUGCACUACUGGACCAACGUCCUGCGCAUCCUGCGAGGAACGGUGGGGGCGGAGGUGAUCGUUACCUCCGUGCCGGGAACAGGCUCCAUCUCCUCUCGCGCCGAAAAGCUCGACAGCCAACUCCAAUCCCAUGCACGAGGGCGCGGCGUCAACUUCCUCGCGCACUCCAUGGGUGGCUUGGAUUGUCGACAUUUGAUUUCUCGUAUCCGGCCAGCGGAGUAUGCCCCGCUUUCGCUUACGUCGAUCAGCACUCCCCAUCGUGGAAGUCCGUUUAUGGACUGGUGUGCGGAAAACAUCGGAAUUGGUAAACUACGCCAACAAGAAUGCGAACACGCCAAGAACGCAUCUCCUUUUGACGAAUACGACCACUACUCUACUCCUUCUCCCCCUCCACCCACACCACCGCCACCCCCGACAUCCAACUCCUCCUCCUCCUCCUCCUCAUCAUCAUUUACACUCUCCCUUUCCUCCCUCCCCUCCUCAUUCACCACCCUCCUCCUCUCCAUCGUCGACUCGCCCGCCUACUCCAACCUAACAUCCUCAUACCUAAACGACGUUUUCAACCCCAACACACCAGACGACCCAAACGUCAAAUACUUCAGCGUAGCAGGACGCAUGCCAGACGUGAACAUCUGGCAUCCAUUCUGGUUACCCAAGAUGGUAUUGGACGGGGUCGAAGAGAAGGAACGAAGUCGGCUUAAAAAGAAGGAAGAAGAGAGCGACAACGACACUGAAAAAAAGGAAACGGCGUUAUGGGCCAACGAGCGGGAAUGGGGCAACGACGGUUUGGUCACUGUGCAGAGCGCGAAAUGGGGCGAGUUUUUGGGGAUUAAGGAAGGGUGUGAUCAUUGGGAGAUGAGGGGUGCUAGAGGGAUUGAGUUUGGUGUUGAUUUGCCGGCGUUGCCUGUCAUUGGCCUUGGUGGUGGUAACGCGAACUCGAACUCGAGCUCGAACUCUGGCCUCUCGGGUUCGUCACCCACCUCGUCGUCGUCGUCGUCGUCUGCAUACUCGCCAGGCGACGGAUGGGGUUUCCGUGAUUGGGGACGGUUCGUGGGUGCGUGGAAGAAGGAGGAAAAGAAGAGGAACGAUGCUGCCGCUGCUGCGUCUGCUAAGUCUGCGCCUUUGGAAAAAGAAGAAGGGAAGAUGCCAUCAGCUGUGCCUAUGGGAAACAACAAAGGCAUGCAGGGCUCACAGGUUGACGCUGCGGCUCCACGAGACGACGAGGGUGUGCGUUCGUCCACGGACAAGCUUUCUUCGGUGUUUGAUUGGCUGAUUGAUCAGAUACCUGCGCCUCAGCUUCUAGUUGGCGGGAAACCUAGUAAAAAUGGUGGGACGACGACGACGGCGAAGACCGUCCAGAGUAAGGUCGUCGAGGUCGAAAAGGACAGCAGCGGUAAUGAAUCGACAACGACGACGACGAGGGUGCUAGCGGAACGUAUGGUCGUACACACCGUCGCUGGAAGCGCAAACGGAAACGGUACGACGGGGAAGGGGGGAGAGAGACCGAGCGAGAUGAAGAAACGCAUGGAUAAGGAGGGAUUGGGGAGGAAGAAGAACGAGUUAGCGUCAAAGGCGGAUUUGGAGAGGUUUUAUGUGGCGCUUUCGAGGAAGAUGUAUGAUGAGGGGUUGUAGUAACUUGUGGUCAAGUGUAGUACCACAUUUGUUGUAAUAGUGUACGACCACUAUAAGUAUGGUCAGAUAAUGCCACCCAACAGAGUCGUGUUUGAAAUUUU